UGACAGUAUAGCCAUCUAUCUUCCACUCGCAUCGCAGUCUCUCUGUCAGUAUCCGCGAUAUGAGCGCUAUAGGCCUAAUGGCACGAAGCAUGGUAUCUCUGCGUCCGAAAGGAAUCGUUUCAGCGCACCUGUGCUUGGCCGUGGUUAUCGCAUCAGCUUGGAUGUCAUUGAUGAGACCCGUGCGAUGUGACAGCGGCGUUUUACACAGGAGCGACGGGGAUCGUAUGCUUGACAGCGGCGGCGUUGUAGGCAUAGACGGGGGAGAAGAAGUGUUCGGAUCGGGCUUGGGUGAUAAUGAUGGGAACGCGGGCGACGUGGAAUCCCCGCGCUUCAGGAGAGCACUAUCCCAAGGGAAAGUGUCCCUGCUCAGCAGCUCGUUCGUGCUCAAAGGGGAUGCCACUCACAACCAGGCGAUGGUGCACUGGACGGGGGAGAACAGCAGCGUCAUCCUCAUCCUGACCAAGUACUACCACGGUGACUCCAGCAAGGUUCUGGAGAGCUCCCUCUGGAGGUCUAGUGACUAUGGCACCACCUACGGCAAGCUCAACCUGAUGCCUGGGACAACUAUCGUGGUCUCUAACUUCUACAUCUGCCCCACCAACAAGAAAAAGGUGAUCCUGGUGAGCUCGUCCAUUAACGAGCGUGACCAGAUGCUGUUCAUUAGUACAGACGAGGGCUCCUCGUUCCAGCGACAGCCCCUCUCCUUCACCGCCGAGACUCUCGUCUUCCACCCCAAGGAGGAGGACAAGGUGCUGGCUUACUGCAAGGAGGGAAAGCUCUACGUGUCCACGGAUUUGGGCCGGAAGUGGAUUCUAAUGCAGGAACGAGUGACCAAGGACAGGAUAUUUUGGUCUGUGGCUGGUGUAGAUGUGGACCCUGACUUGGUGCAUAUGGAGAUGCAGGACACAAGUGGAGGGUACCUGUAUGUAACCUGUCUGAUCCAGAACUGCUCAGACAAGAUGGUGACGGCUCAGUUCCUGGGGAAGAUCGACCACAACUCUCUCUCAGUCCAAGACGACUACAUCUUUGUCAAGGUGACCACAGGAAACCGCACCAAGCACUACGUUUCAUACCGACGGAAUGAGUUUGUCCAGAUGAGGUUCCCUAAAUACGCCCUACCAAAGGACGUCCACAUAGUGAGUACAGAUGAGAAGCAGGUGUUCCUGGCCCUGCAGGAGUGGUACCAGACAGACACCUACAACCUGUACCAGUCAGACCCACAGGGAGUUUACUACUCCAUCGUGCUGGAGAACGUCCGCAGCACCAAGCAGCCUGAGGAGAGCGUCCUUAUAGACAUACUGGAGGUCCGUGGGGUCAAAGGGGUCUUCCUGGCCAAUCAGAAGGUGGAUGGCAAAGUGAUGACUCUCAUCACCUAUAACAAAGGCCGAGACUGGGAACCCCUAGCCCCGCCUACCACUGACAUGAACGGCAAGCCGGUCACCUGCAAAUCACCUGACUGUCACCUCCACCUCCACCUGCGCUGGGCUGACAACCCUUACGUAUCAGGGACCGUCCACACCAAAGACUCCGCCCCCGGACUCAUCAUGGGCGCAGGUAACCUGGGUUCCCAGCUGGUGGAGUAUAAAGAGGAGAUGUACAUCACCUCUGACUGUGGGAAGACCUGGAGACAGGUGUUUGAGGAAGAGCAUCACAUCCUGUACCUGGACCAUGGAGGGGUCAUUGUUGCCAUCAAAGACACCUCCAUCCCCCUCAAAAUACUCAAGUUCAGUAUCGAUGAGGGAAGGACCUGGACCAUCCACAACUUCACCAGCACCUCAGUGUUCGUUGAUGGACUUCUGAGCGAACCGGGAGAUGAGACACUGGUCAUGACGGUGUUUGGUCAUAUCAGUUACCGGUCAGACUGGGAGCUCGUCAAGGUGGACUUCAGACAGUCAUUCCCCAGACAGUGCACUGAGGCCGACUACGACUCCUGGAAACUCACUGACCUGAAGGGAGAGAAGUGCAUCAUGGGUCAGGAGAGGAGUUUCAGGAAGAGGAAGGACACCGCAUUCUGCAUCAAGGGGAAGAGCUACACCUCCGCCCUCACUACCAAGCCCUGCCAGUGCACCGAGAAAGACUUCAACUGUGACUUUGGGUUUGAGCGUGCUCAGAGCCUGAAGACCGAGGGAGAUAGAUGCUUCGCUGACUUCUGGCACGACCCAGACUCGCCGCCUGACGACUGCCAUCUGGGACACGACUUCGAGUCCAGCACUGGGUACAGGAAGGUUGUGUCCAACAUGUGUGAAGGCGGAGUGAACAAGCAGCAGAGUGCCAAGCAGCACACCUGUCCUCUGCUGCCUCCCAGAGGCCUCCAGCUGGGCAUCAAGGGACAGAUGCUGGCCAUGGCGCCUGGUGAUGACAUCACCUUCAUCGUCCACCAGGAACAGGGUGACACCAGCAACACUAAGUACCAGGUGGACCUGGGUGACGGGGUGAGGGCCAUCUACCAGAACCUGACGGUGACAGACGAGCCCAUCCAGCACCGCUACGAACAGCUGGGGGUCUACCGCGUCACCGUCAAGGCAGAGAACAUGGCCGGACACGACCAGGCCAUCAUGUACAUCCAGGUCACAGCCCCUCUACAGGAAGUUCACCUGGAAGUAGUUCCCAUUGCCAGGGUUAACCAGGAAGUCAACCUGACAGCUGUGGUGCUUCCUUCAGAGGCCAACCUGACUGUCUUCUACUGGUGGAUAGGAGACAACCUACAGCCCAAGCUGUCCCUGGAGAACAGUCUGAUAACGCGGUUCCCUGAGGAAGGAGAGGUGUCUGUCACUGUCCAGGCCUCUAAUGGACGCUCCAUGGUGCAGGACACCAAGACAGUCCGCAUCUACGACCGUUUCCAGGUCAUCCCUCUGGCCUUCAGCAGUAACCUGGACCUCCUCAACCCCAACAUCCCAGAGUGGAGGGAGGACGUGGGUCAGGUGGUCACCAAGAUUCUGGCCAAGAUCACAGGUAUCCCCCAGGAGUCCCUGGUAACCAUGGUGAAGCCGGGCCUGCCCACCACAGCCGACCUGUACGUUCUCCCACCAGAGAGCAAGCCUGCUAAGAGGAGUGUGUUUGUGGAUAAGCGUAUCCCUGCCAUCAAGCAGGCCUUCAAUGAGAACAACGUUAGCUUCAUCGUACGAGGAGGUCUACAGGUGUUGGUGACUUUAGCUGACCCUAACGCAGGUUCUCAGGGUGGAGUGGCAGGUCCAGGUGUCUGGGCUCUGGCUGUCAUCUUCCUCAUCAGCGUCAUCGGUACCGGAUCCUUCAUCCUCUACAAGUUCAAGAGUCCUUGGCUUAGGACUGAGGAUGCCUAUCCUCCACUGUUUUUCAGAAAGCUGCCUGGCCGGAACGUGUACGCCCAGAUGCACAAUGAGAAGGAGCAGGAGAUGACCAGCCCUGUCAAUCACAGCGAGGACACGCAGCACAUCAUCCAGGGGGAGGAGUUUAUCGAUGACGAUCUGGACUCGCAGACUCUAGGUAACGCAGGAGGUAGCCCCGCCUUCCGUUCCCUUAUAAGGACUAACCCCCACUACUACUAACAGAACAGCCUGCUACUACUCACAAGCCCAUGCAGCUAACGCAAGGUAACCACUCGGGCGUGGUGCUGAGCAUCAACUCCAGAGAGCUGCACAGCUACCUGACCAGCUGAUGGCUGAACACGGACACACUAACCAGCUAGCCAUGCUAAAGAGCUAGCCAUGCUAACGAGCACAGGGAUCUCUACUCUGCCUUCCUUCUGUCUCUCUGUCUGACUAACCAAUCCACCACUCCCCUUACAGAGGAAGAGAGAAACCACCACAGUACUACAGUCUAGCAGUACUCCCUCUCUCUCCUCCGAUUCCUCUCCUUCUCUCCACGGCCCCUCGCUCCCUCGUUCCGAAUCUCGCUCUCACCACGGGACCAGAGGGACACUUAUCCUCCGUUCUGCUUCUCCCUCAAUCCCUCUAUCCCUCCUUCCACUGUGUUACUGUAACAUCAGGGGUGUGGGCCAACUCUGCUUUUUACCCAGUGUCCUUUGCACCCAGUGUCCUUUGCACCCUGUGUCGUGUUUGCUCGGUGUGUUCUCAUUGGCUAAACCCCUCGGAGACUGAUUGGACGCCACCCAGUGAGGAUGGAGCGUUCCGGUGACAUCACAGAGAGGACACCCCGCCCACUGGCCUACUAUUUAAAACGCUCUGUACUGUAAUACUCAUCUUUUUACACACUAGGUAGUUCCCAGAUAUCAUAGUACACUAGUAGAAGAAGAAUAGUGGGGUGCACAAUAUGACCAAAACAGAGCCAUGCAAUGACCAGGCCAUAGCCGUGAAAAGGACAUAAUUCUCACACACAGUCUGGGUACUGUACUGUAUGUGGUUUAGUAGUGGAGAAAAGAGAGGUAAAUAUGUUAAUAUCUUUGUUACAACUCUGGGGGAUCCUACAAAAUGAAGAUAAGGUUUUUAGGAGAAUAGUAUUUUUUUUAAACAAUCCCAUAAUUUGCAAUUGGCGCCUUCUCUGUUUUUCUCUCUCUCACUUAAAUGCAAUAAUACUCUUUCUCAGGAAAGAAUUAGAUGAAAUGCCCCCUUUAAAUCUGCAGGGAUGUUAUAUGAAGGAUAGGGUGUGGAAAGGGAGCAGUCUCUGAACCAAUGAUGUACAUAAAUCCUGGAUUGCGUAUGCUAUGUAUUGGCCAUUGAGAGGCUUUGAAACCACCGGUCGGCCAUAUUGGCACUCCCCAGUAGGAGCGGUCC
Messenger RNA from Coregonus clupeaformis (lake whitefish), 4709 nucleotides. RefSeq names its product VPS10 domain-containing receptor SorCS2-like. The record is from RefSeq and is a predicted model, not a curated record. The transcript is spliced from 26 exons. The coding region runs from base 60 to 3524 and encodes 1154 amino acids. Gene Ontology annotation, cellular component: membrane. NCBI's taxonomy places the organism in Eukaryota, Metazoa, Chordata, Actinopteri, Salmoniformes, Salmonidae. Gene Ontology annotation, molecular function: protein binding.